CCGCUCCUUUGCACCCACGGUCAAAGUAACCCAAGUCUUGCUAUUUUAAAUUCAGUGCAACAUAGAAAUGAUAGUUGGUGCCAGUGAACCCUCUGUACUGCGGUUUCACAAGAAGGGUACAGAUAGGUGACUAGCGGUGUUGAUCUACCGCGCUACUAGCUCUACAGUUACAUGUAUCUUUUGGCUAGCUACAAUGAUGUAAAUAUAGUAUGAGACACCGAACCCGGAAUACAUAGGUCCUGUGUGCUGUUUCUUUCCUAUAGUGCCUCGCUGGAAACCAUGGACAACAUUCAAGUGACACUUGCUAUACGAGGAACUACAUCCCUUGGUGAGGUAAUAGCAGUGGUGGGAAGCUGUGGGACACUUGGCAACUGGUGUCAUCAGAAGGCAGUUCCACUACAACCAGCAGAGGAUGGCACUCUGUGGAAAAAGACCAUCACAGUUCCAAGGGGGUUAGAAAUCAAGUAUCGCUAUUUAAAGGGGUUCUUUCUGGAAUCAAAGAUAUCAACCAUCUCUGACUGUCUGGCUGAGAGAGUGAAUGCAGGUGGUCCAUGUCAAGUCAUAGUCAAUAAAUGGGAGACCCAUCAGCAGCCUCGAUCAUUGAGCCCCUCAGUGUCAGACAUUGAGAUUACUGAUGGGCAGUUUGGGUUUCAUGAUGAUGUUGAAUGUGUGGACUCUGGCUGGUUGACAUGUCAGACAGAAAUCCGACUCCGUCUCCAUUACUCUGAGAAGCCUCCUGUGAAUAUAACCAAAAAGAAAUUCAAGAAAUCUCGCUUCAGAUUGAAGUUAAUGCUGGAAGGUUUUGAAGAGGAAGAUGAUGAGGAGAGCCUUUCAUCCUGGCACAAGAUGACCACCACGUUAGAGAUUAGUAUGAUCAGCGAUAGCGGUUAUAAGUCUCGCCACUCCCAGCCAGAAUGUGGCUAUGCCCUGGAGCCGACGCAGUGGACUGAGUACAGCAUUCACACAAUGGACCCUGAUAACCUGGAGCUCAUCUUUGAGUUCUUUGAGGAGGACCUGAGUGAAAAGGUUGUUCAGGGUGAUGUUCAUCCGGGCCAUGUUGGUGCUGCAUGUCUCUUGUCUUCCACCUUUGUAGAGAGCGGAAAAGAUAAUGGUGUGGUCACUCUUCCCAUCAUGAGCAGAAACUCUAGACAGACCAUCGGUAAAGUCAGAGUGGAUUACCUGGUUAUCCGGCCCAUCCAGGGCUUUGAGUGCGACAUGCGGCAGUCCUUCACUAAGUACUGGCAGAAGAGAAGUGCUCUGGAUGUGGGUCACAGGGGAGCAGGAAGCACACACGUUGCCAAACAUCACAAGAUCAGGGAAAACACAAUUGCCUCAUUUCUAAGUGCUGCCAAUUACGGAGCUGCAUAUGUGGAGUUUGAUGUUCAUCUCUCAAAAGACUUGGUGCCAAUCGUAUAUCAUGAUCUCACAUGCUGUAUUUCCACUAAGAAGAAAAAUGACAAGCAUUCUAUGGUGUUGUUCGAAGUUCCUGUCAAGGAUCUGACCUUUGACCAGCUUCAGCUUCUUAAGCUAGCUCACACUACAGCUAUGAAAGUACAUGAUCAUAAAGACUUGAUGGAUGAGGAGGAGUAUAUAGAUGAACACCAGCCCUUUCCAUCGCUUUCUCAGAUCUUUCAGGCUGUUCCAGAUUGCGUGGGAUUUAAUAUAGAGCUAAAAUGGAUAUCCCAGAUGAAGGAUGGCUCCUGGGAUGCAAACCUGUCCACUUAUUUCAACAUGAACCAGUUCCUAGACGUCAUACUUACGUGUGUGCUCAAGAAUGCUGGGAAGAGACGGAUCGUGUUCUCUUGUUUUGAUCCUGAUGUGUGUGCAAUGGUGCGGAGGAAGCAGAACAAAUACCCCAUACUGUUCCUGACGCAGGGUGUGUCGGACGUCUAUCCAGAGCUGAUGGAUAUCCGUUGUAAGACCACACAGAUUGCCAUGAGCUUUGCUCAGAGCGAGGAUAUCCUGGGUAUCAGUGCUCACACGGAGGACCUGCUGCGUAACAUGGACAGCAUUAAGGAGGCCCAAUCCAAAGGCCUGGUUGUCUUCUGCUGGGGAGAUGACAACAAUGAGCAUGCGAACAGGAGGCGGCUCAGGGAGCAUGGCAUCGAUGGCCUUAUUUAUGACAGAAUUUGUGAAUGCUUGGUGCCAAAUAUCAGUGCUUCAGCUACCUCAGAUGCCAGUAAUGUCUGCCGGGUUCUGGAUUGCGUUUGGUUUAGAAUUGGUGAGGACCAGAUCGAACAACCCAACAUCUUCAAAGUAGAGGAGAAGGUGUCCCUCAAGGAGGUGAUCCCAGAAGAGACGCUGAAGAGUUGCGCCUGCUCCACCUACAGCAUUCCCUGCUCCUCUGUGCCCUGCUCGGGCAAGGCCCAGGUGGACAGGGGCGAGUCGGACUCUGGCCUCAGCUCAUCCUAAAACCACAACUGGCAAGCCACCUUCUCAGAACCUUUUGCCAAUCUUUCCAUAAAACAGCACAAACCAUACACACACUCCUGAUCUGUUUGUUGUUGUUGUUGUUUGAUUUUUUUAAAUAUAAUAAUAGCAGUGUUUUGGCCAAAAGAAGACGGAUAUAAUGGCAUAAGCUUUAAGGUUUGAAAAGGUAAAAAGACUUUCAUAAAUUUAAGAAACUUGAUAUACUUAGGCCUUCAUAUGAUCAUUUUCAGCUUCAUGUUGCUGAGAUGCUGUAUAUUUAAGUUUUUUUUAAUUAAGUAUAGUAACAUUGUGAUUAUUUUUGUAUUUCUUUACUGUAAUACCACAUUAAUAAUCAUGGUUGCCAUAAUCAUUUAAUCUUAAACUUUCAUUUUCACCUUCACUUCAAUAAUUUAAUUAUUAUAAAUGAAUGGUUACCUGAAGUCCCCUGUCUGAAUGCAUAUCAGUGCAAUAAAUUUAAAUGUUGAUCACAUUUGAAGUAAGAAGCAGAAUAAUACAUUUUGGGUCACACAAGAUUAAAUUAAGACUGUUGCUGCAGUGCAGUGCGGAAUACUUUGGAACACACUGGGUAGACUGAUUCUGAUGCUUCUACACUGUAAACCUUUACAUGUGAUCUGCAUGUCUGUGCUUUAAAUGUUCUGUUUAAGUGGGAGGUAGGAGAGUCUUAACUUUUCUCCCAUUCUGUAGAACAAUGGAGCCAUGCAUGUGUAACAUUUGCUGCAUACAGCAGUGCCGCAUACACUCGAUUAUAAUCUCAUCAUUCACCAUGGGUAUUUCUCAUCACCAUAAUCACAUCUGAGAACACAAGACUGAAAACGUUAAAAUAAAGUUAUUUAAAGAAUGCUACUUAUCCCGCUUUAGUUUUUCUUAAUUAUUUUUUAUUACUAAUAAGAUACGGCAUGUAGGUCUACGAGGUUUCACGCUAUUUGACAGUAAGAAUAAUUAAAACACAAUGUGAGGUACCAAUCUUUAUAAUUAAUGUUCAAUUAAAGUUCUUCAGUUUCCUAAGUUAAAAGUAUGUAUAGGUGUCUGCGACAAAGGCAAAAAACACCAAGCUGGCAACAUGUCUGUUCUAUAGUUUCGUCACUUUUUUGGUGGGUGUAAUUGAAGGAGGUAAAAAAAGAAACCAAAGUGCUUCCUUCCUCCUUUAGCUUACAUGGCUUCCAGAAAAAUUAACAAACAUCUUUCAUGUAUUUUCUGUUUAGAGUAUUAUUAUUCUUUUUUGGCUUAUUCAUUCUUCAUCCUUUUUAAAUCAUGACUAAAAUACAUGAUUUAAUGUUGGUGUUGUAGUUAAAUAUUAUCUAUAAAGCUUUUGUGAUUAUUUAUUCUUUUCAUUUAUUCAUUUCAUCUUUCAAGCUUUUCCAGUUCAGGCCCACGACUGUGAUGUGCUUUACGUGGGAAAUCAUGUGCUGCUAUCUGCUGUACAAUAAAGUAAUUACAUCCA
This is a messenger RNA of Electrophorus electricus (electric eel), 3871 nucleotides long. It is a transcript of the gene gpcpd1, whose product is annotated as glycerophosphocholine phosphodiesterase 1. Gene Ontology annotation, molecular function: starch binding; glycerophosphocholine phosphodiesterase activity. Lineage: Eukaryota; Metazoa; Chordata; Actinopteri; Gymnotiformes; Gymnotidae. Gene Ontology annotation, biological process: glycerophospholipid catabolic process. The record is from RefSeq and is a predicted model, not a curated record.